ACUGGUCGCAGAGUCCCUAAAGAGAUCCCAUUCCUGGAUCUGGAUCUUGAUGGCGAGCGGCGGGGAGGAUAUGGUGAAAGAUAAGGCCUCGACGGCGGAGGAGAAGGAGACGGCGUCGAAGAAUAAGAAAUCCUUGCAGAUCGAGGAAGGGGCGCCCUGGUUGUGGAAGUGGGAGGAAGGGGACCGCUUGUCGACGGAUGGUGAUACCGAUGACGAUGACGAUGAUGAUCAUGUGAAGGCGGUGAUUCCAGAGGAGCCGUCCGCUGCCAUUUUGGGGAAUUGUGGGGUGAUAGCGGUGCUAUUUGAGACACCCUCUGGCUUUGCGAUUUUCGGUUAUUAUGGGAUCAGGCUCCUUGACCUAGAUGCCUGGCAGCAUAUCUGGGUAGACUUCGUCAAUACGCCAGACCAUACUGUUUGGCUGAAGGAAUUUCAAGCUUUUGAGGACAAGCUCAGCGCCAUUAACAAAGAUGCUAUCAGUCCAGCAUUGGGUAAGAUGAUCCGGAAACAUGUUGCUGAUGGACAAACACUAGCUGUUGGGAAGGAGGAUUAUGCAGUUGUCAUCCAAAAGUGCUUGGGAAUAAAAUGCCUGUGCAGCCCUUCUGUCCAGGAGUUGAUGUGGGGCUUGGAGAUUCGGAUCCUGUAUUUCGUGCCCGAAGAAAACCCAGAGCUGGCUAAUGAGGAUCGCUUCCGGAUGAGUAAAGGAAUGGAGGCAUUUCUCCUGAAUCACCAUAACUUUAAUGUCAAACCAGGUGUGAUGGUCACCAAACGUAUUAUUGAGACGGCGGCCCUCGUUUAUGAGUGUGAUCGUUCUGUGGACAAACAUGCCAUCUCCUUGCGCCAUGCAGCUACGCACCUUGAGAGAAUAUCUCACAUUGAUGCUCAAGAUUGGGAUUUGCUUAAACUCGCUACCGCCCUCAAGCUGAUAUGUUACCCUGAAGAAAAAAUCCGAGCUCCCCGACGGCUAUUCACAAAACCACAGGUGAUGAGGUUGAAGAAGGAUGCACCUAAAUAUGAAGAUGUAAUCUUGAAGGCUCCUUGCCUGGAAAUCUAUAAUGAAAUGUACACUGCUCGUAAAAUUAGGUGUGAGGCGGCUCGAGCCUUGAUCUGUUUGCUCGAGCGGGCCAAAAGGGCAUAUGAAGCUGAACUACCAGAUCAUGAAAUUGAUCCUGACAGCAGGAAGAUUCGUCAUUGUAUCGACCCUGUUAUGAUUGAUGAACUUAGAGAGUGGCAUACCAGGCUUUCCACCAAACCUAAGAAAAGACAGGUUCCACCAACUCUGGCACCAGUUGAUGCACUCCAGAGAUAUACUCUGAUCUCCAGCCAUCCACUUAACAAGCCGAACGAACCAGGCAUCUUAUCUCUGGACAUCCAUCCUUCCCAGGACAUUAUUUUAACUGGGGGUAUAGAUACAGAUGCAAUACUCUUUGAUCGGUCGUCCGGUGAAAUUUUGUGCAGGCUUACUGGUCACUCAAAGAAGAUAACCAGUUUAAAGUUUGUUAAUGAAAAUGGACUCUUCAUAACCGGAUCAGCAGAUAAGACUGUUCGCAUUUGGCAAGGGAGCGAGGAUGGAGACUAUAGCUGUAUCCAUACAUUGAAAGAUCAUACUGCGGAGGUUGAAGCUGUUACAGUCCAUGCGUCUCAGAAGUACUUUGUGACUACUUCCAGGGAUAACUCAUGGUGCUUCUAUGAUAUUUCAACCGGUUCUUGCGUAGCACAGGUUGGUGAGGCUUCUGGACAAGAGGGCUAUACAUCUGCAGCAUCCCAUCCAGAGGGUCUUAUCCUUGGAACAGGAACUACUGAUGGUGUUGUCAAAAUUUGGAAUGUGAAGACUCAGUCAAAGGUUGCAAACUUUGAUGGGCAUGUCGGACCAGUGGCUGCUAUGUCAUUCUCUGAAAAUGGUUACUUCCUAGCGACUGCUGCUCUAGAUGGUGUCAAGCUUUGGGAUCUUCGGAGCUCUAGUAAAUAUUUCAUGACCUUCCCUCCCUGUAAUUCAGACGCAACAACCAACGCUGUGGAAUUUGACUUUAGUGGAAGAUAUCUUGCAAUUGGUGGUUCAGAUAUAAAGAUUUACCAGGUAGCCAAUCCUAAGGUUAAAUGGAAUGUUAUCAAGACACUACCAGAUCUAUCAGGAACAGGGAAAAUAACUUCAAUGAAGUUUGGGGUCGACGCGAAGUACAUCGCUGUAGGUUCGAUGGACCAAAAUCUACGGAUGUUUGGGCUCCAAAGCUACUAGCCAUCU
Molecule: messenger RNA, 2239 nt
Organism: Lolium perenne
Lineage: Eukaryota; Viridiplantae; Streptophyta; Magnoliopsida; Poales; Poaceae
Product: pre-mRNA-processing factor 19-like
Biological process (GO): DNA repair; mRNA splicing, via spliceosome
Cellular component (GO): U2-type catalytic step 1 spliceosome; cytoplasm; Prp19 complex
Molecular function (GO): ubiquitin protein ligase activity; protein binding
Source: RefSeq, a predicted model, not a curated record